Chondrus crispus (carragheen) is the source of this 156-nucleotide messenger RNA. RefSeq lists its product as hypothetical. The record is from RefSeq and is a predicted model, not a curated record. The transcript has a single exon. The coding region runs from base 1 to 156 and encodes 51 amino acids. NCBI's taxonomy places the organism in Eukaryota, Rhodophyta, Florideophyceae, Gigartinales, Gigartinaceae.
AUGACGCGGUUGGCCAGCGUGUACGGGCCCAGGCGGACUUCGGAGAGGAGGUUGGGGUACGGCAUGGCGGCGGGGCGGUGCGGAUCGGGGAUGCGGGGUGGGGUGCGGUCGGGGGGUGGCGGGGAUGGAGCGGGGCGGGCUGGCGCGGGGGGUUAA